Messenger RNA from Mobula hypostoma (lesser devil ray), 12308 nucleotides. RefSeq names its product intersectin 1 (SH3 domain protein) (gene itsn1). NCBI's taxonomy places the organism in Eukaryota, Metazoa, Chordata, Chondrichthyes, Myliobatiformes, Myliobatidae. Gene Ontology annotation, cellular component: intracellular vesicle; presynaptic membrane; cytoplasm. The record is from RefSeq and is a predicted model, not a curated record. Gene Ontology annotation, molecular function: molecular adaptor activity; guanyl-nucleotide exchange factor activity; calcium ion binding. The transcript is spliced from 41 exons. Gene Ontology annotation, biological process: intracellular signal transduction; clathrin-dependent synaptic vesicle endocytosis; positive regulation of Rho protein signal transduction. Bases 228 to 5480 code for a protein of 1750 amino acids.
AGGAGCGUUUAUCAUCAGACACUAGGCAACGAGCAGAGCAGGGGGGUGGUGGUGCUUUCGCGCUGUGUUGUCGUACACAGGCAGCGGCAGAUCGAGAGGUCGUCUCCGUUGCAAAGUAGACGGAGGGGGGAGGCAGUAAGUUGCUGCUGCUGCUGCCGCCGCCGAGCGACACUCGGCCAGCCCUUGCGAGAUGAGGAAUCUGCUAAUGACUUGAAAUAAAAGGAAGCAUGGCUCAGUUUCCAACAGCUUUUGCGGGGGGCCUGGAUAUCUGUGCCAUUACAGUGGAAGAAAGAGCUAAGCAUGACCAGCAGUUUCUUAGCAUUAAACCAACUGGUGGAAUGAUUACUGGUGAUCAGGCACGAAAUUUCUUUCUUCAGUCUGGAUUGCCUCCACCUGUUCUUGCACAGAUAUGGGCUCUGGCUGAUAUGAAUAAUGACGGAAAGAUGGAUCAAAUGGAGUUCUCUAUAGCCAUGAAAUUGAUCAAGUUAAAACUACAGGGUCAUCAGCUUCCCUCGUCACUGCCUCCCAUCAUGAAACAAGUACCAAUGGCUAUUCCAACAACACCAGCAUUUGGUAUAGCCAGUGUUCCAGCUUUGUCCUCCAUGGGUUCAGUAGCACCUUUGUCAAUGGCGCCCAUGCCAGUUGUGGGGAUGUCACCACCACUGGUAUCUUCUGUUCCUGCAGUUGGAGUCCCUGCGCUAGCCAAUGGGACACCUUCUAUGGUGCAGCCUAUAGCUGCCUUUGCUCAUCCGGGAGCCACAUUGCCAAAGAGUUCUUCCUUCAGUCGUUCGGUAUCAGUCUGUCAAGCAAAUGGAACAAAACUACAAAAAGCACAGUCAUUCGAUAUGGGAAAUGUAAAUGUGCCACCCACAGCUGCUACUGUAGAAUGGGCUGUUCCUCAAUCAUCCAGAUUGAAAUACAGGCAGCUCUUCAACAGUCAUGAUAAGACAAUGAGUGGACAUUUAACAGGUCCACAAGCAAGAACCAUUUUAAUGCAAUCCAGUUUACCACAGGCUCAAUUAGCAUCUAUCUGGAAUCUUUCUGAUAUAGAUCAAGAUGGAAAACUUACAGCAGAAGAAUUCAUUCUUGCAAUGCACUUAAUUGACAUGGCCAUGUCUGGGCAACCAUUGCCUCCUGUCCUGACUCGAGAAUUGAUCCCACCUACAUUCAGAAGAGGCAGGUCGGGUAGUGGAAAAUCUCUGGGAAGCUCCUUGUCGAUUGAUCAAAGGGUACCUGAAGAACCACAAGAGGAGGAAUCUGAAAAGAAGUUGCCUGUGACAUUUGAGGACAAGAAACGUGAGAAUUUUGAGCGAGGGAACCUUGAACUUGAAAAACGACGUCAGAUUCUUCUGGAGCAGCAGCGAAAAGAACAAGAACGAUUUGCCCAGUUGGAGCGAGCAGAGCAAGAACGUAAAGAGCGGGAGCGUCAAGAGCAAGAGAGGAAAAGACAGAUGGAGUUAGAGAAACAGCUAGAGAAACAAAGGGAGUUUGAACGACAGAGGGAAGAAGAGAGAAGAAAAGAAAUAGAAAGACGUGAGGCAGCAAAACGUGAACUAGAAAGGCAGCGCCAACUAGAAUGGGAGCGGAAUCGUCGACAGGAACUCUUGAACCAACGAAACAAAGAACAAGAAGAAAUCGUUGCUUUAAAAGCAAGGAAAAAGACCUUAGAAUUUGAACUUGAAGCACUUAAUGAUAAAAAGAAUCAAUUGGAAGGCAAGCUUCAAGACAUCCGGUUUCGUGUUUCUACUCAGAGACAUGAAAUUGAGCAUACAAAUCAGACAAGGGAAUUGAGGAUUUCAGAAAUUACACAUCUACAGCAACAAUUACAGGAGUUUCAACAGAUGCUCAGUCUACUGAUUCCGGAAAAACAAGCUCUCAAUGAUAAAUUGAAGCAGGUCCAACAGAACAACAUACAUAGAGACAGUAUUCUUGCUGUCAAAAAAUCGUUGGAAAGCAAAGAGUUGACGAGACAACGCCUUCGUGACCAACUUGAUGAAGUUGAGAAAGAAACCAGAGCAAAGCUUCAGGAGAUAGAUGUCUUCAAUAAUCAGUUGAAGGAACUAAGGGAAAUGCAUAACAAGCAACAACUACAGCGACAGAAAGAAGCUGAAAUAGAAAUGCAAAAGCAGAAGGAGCAGGAUCGGCGGACACAAGAACUGGAAAGACAGCAUGAUAAAGAAGCUGUUCAGAGAUCUGCACAGGAACGUGACAAACUUUGGCAGGAACAAGUGCAAAAAGAUGAAGAAGAACGGCUAAGAAACCUGCAGCAAGAGGAGAAUCGAAGGCGGGAGGAAUUGCUACAAAAGCAAGAACCAGAGGGAAAAAGCAAGCAAGAUGUAUUAAACAAAGUGUUUCAACAGCAUCUGGAGCCAUCAAAGAAACAGUCUCCAAGUGGAUGGCCUACACCAGAAAAAUCUACUUCUGUAAAUACUGAUCAAGAUGGUGUGAAAGUUGUAUAUUAUAAAGCGUUGUAUCCUUUUGAAGCUAGGAGCCACGAUGAACUUACCAUUCACCCUGGGAAUAUCAUAAUGGUGGAUGAAAGUCAGACUGGAGAACCUGGAUGGCUUGGAGGUGAAUUGAAAGGAAAAACUGGAUGGUUUCCUGCUAAUUAUGCGGAGAAGAUUCUGGAGAGUGAAUUGCCACCGGCUUUACAACAAGGAACAAGACUUACUGCAAAGAUUGCUCCUCAUACUGUGAUUUCUGGUGUUGCACAACCGAUGGCUGAGACUGCCACAUCCUCCAACUGGGCAGAUUUUAGCUCUACAUGGCCGACAACAGGCACCGAGAAACCAGAGAAUGACAAUUGGGAUGCUUGGGCGAUGCAGCCUUCACUUACUGUCCCUAGUGCAGGUCAGCCACGUCAGCGGUCGGCCUUCACCCCUGCUACUGUGUCUGGGUCAUCUCCAUCACCCGUGCUGGGCCAGGGAGAGAAGGUUGAAGGGCUACAAGCUCAAGCUUUAUAUCCUUGGCGAGCAAAGAAGGACAAUCACCUCAACUUCAAUAAAAAUGACAUCAUCACUGUUCUGGAGCAACAAGAUAUGUGGUGGUUUGGAGAAGUUCAUGGACAAAAGGGCUGGUUCCCCAAAUCCUAUGUGAAGCUUAUUUCAGGACCUGUAAGGAAAUCUGUAAGUGUGGAUUCUACUUCAGAAAGCCCGCCCAGCCUGAAGAGAAUGAGCACCCCACCAUCAAAAGUCAUUGCUUCACAAGGAGAUGCACAGUGCAGGGAGGAGGCUCCACCGCCUCGACCUCCCUCUCUCCCAAGGAAAGAUUCCAAUUUGAGGGUGCCUUGUGCUUCAGAGACGCUCUCUGCUGCUUCGAGUGGAGAAGAAUUUGUGGCUAUGUACACGUAUGAAAGUAAUGAGCCUGGAGACUUGACUUAUCAGCAAGGAGAUGUGAUUCUUGUGACGAAGAAAGACGGUGAUUGGUGGACAGGUGUUGUAGGGGAAAAAGUGGGCGUUUUCCCGUCUAACUACGUCAGACCAAAGGAUUCUGAGGGACCUGGACAAAUGGGAAAAGGUGGAAGCCUUGGAAGAAAACCGGAAAUUGCACAGGUUAUAGCUCCUUACACAGCAACUGGAGCUGAACAACUUACACUAGCACCUGGUCAGCUAAUCCUCAUCCGCAAGAGGAAUGCCGGUGGAUGGUGGGAAGGGGAACUUCAGGCGCGAGGUAAGAAGCGGCAAAUUGGAUGGUUCCCUGCCAAUUAUGUGAAACUUCUGAGUCCUGGAACAAGUAAAAGUACUCCAACUGAAGCUGCAAAGCUCCCUGUAGCAACAAAUGUCUUGUUCCAAGUGAUUGGAAUGUACGACUAUAUUGCACAGAAUGAUGACGAACUUGCGUUUACCAAAGGACAGAUCAUUGGUGUUCUUAACAAGGACGAUCCUGAUUGGUGGAAAGGGGAGCUCAAUGGCGUCACAGGUCUCUUUCCAUCCAACUAUGUGAAGCUAACAACGGAUAUGGACCCAAGCCAGCAAUGGUGUGCUGACUUGCAUUUAUUGGACAUGCUAACACCAUCAGAGAGGAAGCGGCAGGGUUACAUCCAUGAGCUCAUCGUGACAGAGGAAAACUACGUGAGCGAUCUGCAGCUUGUCACUGAGGUCUUUCAGAAGCCAUUACUCGAGUCUGAUCUGUUGACGGAGAAAGAGGUGACCAUGAUCUUCGUUAACUGGAAAGAGCUCAUCAUGUGCAAUAUUAAAUUGCUGAAGGCACUGCGAGUAAGGAAGAAGAUGUCAGGGGAAAGGAUGCCGGUAAAAAUGAUUGGAGACAUUUUGACUGCACAGUUGCCUCAUAUGCAGCCCUACAUCCGAUUCUGCAGCUGCCAGCUUAAUGGAGCAGCUCUCAUCCAGCAAAAGACGGACGAGAUCAUCGAAUUUAAAGAAUUUGUCAAAAGACUAGCGAUGGACCCACAAUGUAAAGGAAUGCCACUGUCAAGUUUCCUACUAAAGCCUAUGCAAAGAGUAACACGCUAUCCCUUAAUCAUAAAAAAUAUCCUGGAAAACACCCCUGAAAAUCAUCCUGAUUUCAGCCACUUGAAGCAGGCUCUUGAAAAGGCCGAAGAGUUGUGUUCGCAGGUGAAUGAGGGCGUAAGGGAAAAGGAAAACUCGGACAGGCUGGAGUGGAUCCAAACACAUGUGCAAUGUGAAGGUUUAUCUGAGCAACUUGUUUUUAAUUCCGUCACAAACUGCUUGGGUCCUCGGAAGUUCCUGCACAGUGGUAAACUUUACAAAGCCAAGAGUAACAAGGAACUUUAUGGAUUCUUGUUCAAUGACUUCCUGCUACUGACUCAGAUCAUUAAACCACUAGGUUCCUCAGGGACCGACAAAGUCUUCAGCCCCAAGUCUAACCUGCAGUACAAAAUGUACAAGACACCUAUCUUUCUGAAUGAAGUGUUGGUGAAGUUACCAACUGACCCUUCCGGCGAUGAGCCAAUUUUCCACAUCUCCCACAUCGACAGGGUGUACACGCUUCGUGCUGAAAGCAUCAAUGAAAGAACUGCUUGGGUACAAAAAAUUAAAGCUGCUUCAGAACUGUAUAUAGAGACGGAAAAGAAAAAGCGGGAAAAGGCUUACUUGGUUCGUUCUCAAAGGGCUACAGGCAUUGGCAGGCUGAUGGUAAACAUAGUUGAAGGUAUAGAGCUGAAAGCAUGUAGGUCCAAUGGUAAAAGUAAUCCUUACUGCGAAGUGACAAUGGGUUCUCAGUGCCACAUCACCAAAACCAUUCAAGAUACUCUGAAUCCCAAGUGGAAUUCUAAUUGUCAGUUCUUCAUCAAAGACCUGGAACAGGAUGUACUUUGCAUCACUGUAUUUGAGCGUGACCAGUUCUCACCAGAUGAUUUUCUGGGCCGCACAGAAAUUCGCGUGUCAGAUAUCAAAAAAGAUCAGGGCUCCAAAGGUCCUGUUACAAAGCGCCUCCUGCUUCAUGAAGUCCCUACUGGUGAGAUAGUAGUCCGGCUGGAUUUGCAGCUCUUUGAUGAAACUUAAGGGUAAUAUAUGUAUUUCUGUACAUUGAAAAGCCACUAAUAAUGACUGAAUCAAAUACCUGCAAGAGCUAGGACUGCUGCAAACUUCCAACGUGCAGAAUACACAGAGCAUACUUUGUUUACUGUUUUGUAUUCAUAGAAAUGUGAAAUUAGAGUUUGUAGAUGUCACUUCCAUUUGUCAGCGCAAAGCUUUCACAUAUCUACAUUCCACUUCCAGUUUUUCAGACCAUAAGUGACGCAGGGCUUGUCUUUCCAAACGCUGACCAGUGGCUCUGAAUGGAACUGAUUCCAAUGUAUGGUAAAAGUUUGCACAAAUUUUUUAGGGGAUAUCACAGAAGCCAAGCCACAUUUUUUGGUGGCUGCCUUUGGUGAGGGGAGUGAAACAUGCCCUCUGGGUGCACUUCAUUAAAUAAAGUUAGUCACUUUCCUCUAUGCACUUGCUUAUAAUGUUUUAGCUGCAGCGAUUCGAAAAUAAGGUGCCAAGAUAGAAUGUCAUAAAUUAUUAUAAAUCACUUUAGAAGAAUUGUUCAUAACAAAUAUCCAAGUGCAGAUAUGACUAAGAUGGAACAUAUAAAGGGGAGGUUCCUGAUUUGCUGAUUGUCUUGAGAAUAAUGUAAACUUGUUUAUUGUGUUAGAGUUUAAUGUACUUUUGUAAGUCUCUCUCUCUUCCCCUCACCCACUCUGUCUCCCUCUCUAUCUCCUGCUCUCUCUCUCUCUGUUCUCUUUCUCUCUCGCUUUAUCUCCAUCUCUCUCUCUUUAUCUUCUUCUCUCUCUCUGUCUGCCUUUAUCUCUUUCUGAGAGAGAGAGAGAGAGAGAGAGAGAGAGAGAGAGAGUCUCUUUAGAAAUUGAAGGUCUGAACUUCCACCUCUGACCUUUCUAAUGGACUGUUCAGAGGUCAGGUUCCUCCUCAGACUUUGAAGCACCAAAGAGAGAUGAGAUAUUAGACUGAAGGAGGGUGGCUGAUGCUCUACCCGUAACCUUAGCUGAUUUCAUGUAUGGUCCAAUUAUACACUGGAAACUUUUUUUGCAAGUAAGAUUUACUGUAUUAGCUUGUUUGUUGCUGCUGAACAGUUUUCAUAUUAUUAUAUAUAUAUUAAUGAACUGUGAAAUUUGACAAAAGCCCACUUCAAGCUGCCAUUGUUUAUUCACUGUUGUAUUUAAACUAUGAACAACCUGUCAUUUAAACAAACGCCUUGAAAUGGAUUGACUCUUCAAAGUCUGCAGAAUCAGGGCUUAAGAUCAUCCUUAAAACAUUUCACAAAGUUGCCUGAAAUCAGUAUGUUUGAUUUCUCCAUACAAAUUGUAAUCUAAGCACGUCACUUACUUGAGCUCAUAAGUAAUGAAAUAUGACACUAAUCCUUAGAUUAGAGAAUAUGAUACUAAUUCUUAGAUUAUGUAUUCAGUGAACGAUAUGAUAGAAUUAAACGCUCUGUUGGAACAUGAUAUUUUUCAUGCAAGCAUUAAAACAGAAGAAUACACAUUAACUGCAUUUCAGGAUUCAUUUAAAAUCAAAAAUGUAGGCUGAUUAGUUUUCAUGUUACUGUAUGUAUAUAGGGAAGUCUUCACUUAAUAUUCCAGAUUACUGUUUCUUUUUACAUUUACAUUUUUAUCAGAUUUUAUAUGUUAAGCAUAUUACUGGCUGAUGCCCCCUUUUUAAAAAUAAAACAGAACACUUACAGCACAGGAGGUGGCCAUUCUGUGUUGCUUUAAAACAGGUGCUAAAAUUAAUUCUUGUUGUGUUUUUAGGGUUAGGGCAAGAAUUUUUUUAGAUGCAAGGUCAAACUUUUAAAGAUAAGAUUAGCAACAGUCCCAAAAUUAGCAAGGAGUACUAACCAUUUGCUAGUAAAUUUGCUUCUGGGGAACUUGGUACAUGUUUUUGGAACUACUCGUUACAAUCCAGCGACUUCAAAAUUCUUUACUGUUGCUUAAUUAGCUUUAUUUGUGAUCUUAUACCGCCCGGCACUGGAUUCUGGUGUUACUGUUCCCACUGCUUCUGUGUGUACAAAAGAUUAUAAUUCACAGUGUAAAAUAUAACAAUCGUGUGGCACUCUGAAUUUAGAAACUAAAGCAUUUUAGUUGGAGAAAAUGAACCAGAUCCUUUCUAAAUUAUUAAUGUUAUGAAUAACUAGCAAGCUAAAUCUGAGCUGAUAAUUCACUAGGUAAUGAUAAAAACUAUCUUAGCAUUAAAGGAUUUAUAAAACCUUGAUUCUGGGAAUGAAGGGGUUAUCCAAUGUGUGGCAAUUGAAGGCUUAUUGGAAUUCAGAAGAAUGAGGAGGGAUCUCAUUGAAACCUAUCGAAUGUUGAAAGGCCUAGAUAGAGUGGAUGUACAGAGGAUGUUUUCUUUGGUGAGGGUGUGCAGCCUCAGAAUAGAGGGACAUCUAAAAGAAAGAUGAGAAGGAAUUUCUUUAGCCAGAGGGUGGUGAAUUGUGGAGUUCAUUGUCUGUGGAAUUCAUCUGUGGCAGCCAGGUCACUGGAGGCACUCAUGGUGGAGGUUGAUAGAUUCUUGAUCAGUCAGGGCGUGAAAGGUAAUUGGGAGAAGGCAGGAGAGUGGGGUUGAGAAAAAAGUGGAUCAGCCAUACUGAGAUGGCGGAGCAGACGCAAUGGCUGAAUGGCCUAAUUCUACUCCUAUGUUCUAUGGGGUUUUUUUUACACAUUUAUAAAAAAAAAGAUGCUUGCACUGUAGUGCCCUUAUGGUAAUAAGGUAUUAGUUUCCACUGGUUUACUGUUGUGGGAUUUGGAUGUUGUUCCUGUCGGCUCGAGGUCAUUUACUCCAUUAGUAAUGAUGGAUUGUGCAAAAGAAUUCACUUGCCUCCCAAUGUUUUACACACAGUCAGUUCUAAAGUCAUUGUUUCAAGAUUGAUAAAUGGGAAAAAUUAUGCCUAAUACCCAAAUUAUGUCUGAACUAUUUCUUUAAACUACUGUAAAAAGCUGAAUGGUAAAUAUGCAAACUUUCCACAUGGUCAAUGUUGGGAUUAUUUUGAACAAGUCCUUUUUUGACUUAGUCCUACCUAUUUUACAGAUUCCAUGGGCUUGUUGAACCUCAUUUGCUAGGAUCAACAGUGGAUUUGGUGGCAUACAAAAUUGCGAGAAACAUAGAUAUAGAAACCUUUCUCCAUACAAGGUCAGAUAGCAUAGGUUUAAGGUGAGGGCUGAAAGGUUCAGAGGGUAUCUAGGGAAGAGUUCUUUUCACAAGGAAAUCUGGAAUACAGAGGAAGCAAGUUCAAUAAUCAUUUGGUUAAGCAUAAACACAAGAGCUUCUGCAGAUGCUGGAAUCCUGCAAAAGCAGGAUUUCCCAGUUGUUUACCAUUUUAAUUCUAAUCCCCCACCUUCCCAUUCUGACAUGUCAUCCAUAGCCUCCUUUACUACCACAAUGAGGCCACUCUCAGGUUGGAGGAGGAGCACCUCAUAUUCCGUCUGGAUAGCCUCCAACCUGAUGGCAUGAACAUCGAUUUCUCGAACUUCUGGAAUUUUUCCACUCCCCCUUUUCUUUUCUUCAAUUCCCCACUCUUCUCCCCCCCCACCUUACCUCUUCUCUUCUCUUCUCCUCAUCUUCUCUAUCACCUCCUGGUGCUCCUGUCCCUUCCCUUUCUCCCAUGGUCCAUUCUCCUCUCUUCCUCCUUCUUCUUCAGCCCUUUACCUUUUCCACCUAUUACCUCCCAGCUUCUUACUUUAUCCCCACUCCCCGACCCACCUAGCUUCACCCAUCACCUUCUACCUUGUACUCCUUCCCUUCCCCUCACCUUCUUAUUCUGGCUUCUUCCUCCUUCCUUUCCAGUUCUGAUGAGGGCUCCUGACCUGAAACAUCAACUGUUUAUUCAUUUCCAUAAAUGAUGCCUGGCCUGCUGUGUUCCUCCAGCAUUUUGUUUGAGUUGCUCUGGAUAAGCAUUUAGAUCACUUGGGCAUAGUAAAUCUGGACCUAGUGCUGGUAAAUGGGAAAAGUGUGGAUGAGAGUCAGCAUAGAUGUGAUGGGCCGAAGGGCAAGUCAGUGUUGUGCAACUCUAAUCUUCUGAAAGGCUCAGUGAAAAUUGAAUUUUUUUCUUUUUUCAAGCCAACCCCAAAUGAAGUGUUUUAGAACUGUAGGUUCUAUAAGUAAGACAUCUAGGUUUUGCUGCAUUCUAUAAAUUUAAAACAUCUAUAGGUUUAUUCAGUUAAAGAAGUUGGUAGUUAUACAUCAAUAGCUUUACAUGCAAGUGUAGCUUAUAGAUUUGCAAAGGAGAAAGCAAUAGAACGAAUUUUCAAAGGUCAUAGCAUCCUGUACUAUGCUUUCCUGCAGAUUAGUUCUGGGAAAACUAAUAUAAUACUUGGCAACUUGGUCAUAGCCCUACACUGUGCAACCAAUUCUGAACCUCAAGAGUUCAAAAACACAAGAGAUUCUGCAGAUGCUGGAAAUCCAGAGUAACACACACAAAAUACUGGAGGAAUUCAGCAUCUGGAGAAGAAUAAAGAGUCAACUUUUCAGGCUGGGACUCUUUAUCAGAACGUGAGGACAGUCCUGAGGAAGGGUUUCAGCCCAAAACGUUGAUGUUUUAUUCCUCUCCGGUUGCUGCCUGACCUGCUGAAUUCCUCCAGCAUUUUGUGUGUGUUACUCAAGAGUUCAAACUUUUUGCAGUGUGGCUUGGCAUGGCUAUGUGGUUGUUCUGUGCUGCCCUACUUUUUUGCGACAAUUGUGUUCAGUUACUCUUAACUAACAGAAGCUGUUACCUAUGUCGCUAUUUAGAAUGUGAAGACUGCCUUGCUGGUCAUGUCAUUCAGCUCAUUAUGCACUUUUGUUGUCAAGGUUAAUAGUAUAAUAUAGUUGGGUUUGACUAAUGAUGUCUGUAUCAAAAUAGAUUAGUUGGAAAUGUAACUGUAGUAUAAUUUAUAUAAAAAGCUUAAAAUGUUCACAUCUUAUUGAGGAACAAAUUAUGCAGAAAGACUCUGAGAGUUUUUAAACUGGAAUCUGCACUUUGAGAAUGCAAUUCAAAACAUUCAAACCAGCAUAAAUUCUGUUGUAUAAUUUUUAUUUCUAUGCUACUUGUUGUUAUAACCUGCCUAUUGUAACAAUUUUUUUAUAAAAAAAAAUCCUUUUAUACUAAUGAAUGUCAUACAGUCUUUAUUGGGUAAUUGCAUGUUUUAAAGCCACUGUAUAUUGCACAGUUGUGAGGACAAGACGAAACACUCUAGGCAAUUGAAAUGUUUGGGCUUGUCUUGGUUGUCUUGAUCUUCAUGGUUUGUCUUGUCCUUUAUCAUUUAACUAGUUGUAGGUCCAAGUAUUUCUCUGCCUAUUUUUGUAAAAUCUAAAUUCCGUGUCUAUUCCUAUGAUACACAGAAGAGAUUCUGCAGAUGCAGAAAAUCCGGGUCAACACACACAAAAUGCUGGAGUAACUCAGCAGAUCAAUCAACAUCUAUGGAAAUGAAUAGUUGAUGCGUCCGGAAGAGAAGUCUCAACCCAAAAUGUUGACUGCUUAUUUCCAUAGAUGCAGCCUGACUUGCUGAGUUCCUGCAGCAUUUUGUGUGUGUCAGUGUCUAUUCCAAAUGUUAGGUGAUUAAAAAUAAACAAUAUUUAUAAUCUUUAUUUGAUUGGAACACUAUUCACCAUUUUUUCCCACAAAGCAUUGUGGAUUAAAACAUGCAAUCCCUUUCAUUGAGCAUUUCAGAUCAUUGCAGCAACUUAAUUAUAGGGUUACAGCCACUUUGAAUCAUUCUCUACAAUGAUAACUUAUUUCAAAGUUGUGCAUCAAUGGGUAGAUUUUUAAAUGUGUACAGUUUAAGUCAACGUCCUACAGAGGAUAUUUAUUCUUUUUGUUCCCUUGGUAUACCUGACCAUAUAACGCAUGGUGUUCCAAGAGGAAGCAAGGAGCUUAUUCCCAGGUGUCUAUAGGCUUCCUGGUCUCCACCAUUGUAGAUGAAAGAAAUUGAUACUUCAGGGAGGGUUUCAGACUCUAAUAUUUCUCUCCUCAUUGAAAGGCACCCAAUCUAAGUGGGGUGACUUGAGACAGAGCAGUUAAAGUGGAUGUUGAGGAAGAGGGAUGGAGAGAGGGUUUGCUCAGACUCACAUUCACUCACCACUGGUGCUCCAGUUAGAGUUUGUAGUCGAUACUCUAUGUACCAAAAUGUAAUUUUGACGGGUAGGGAUUCUCUUAAAUUACUAGAAAUAUUGCUGCUGUAAGCUUUAUUAAAACAAUCUGUGUGCAGAGAUCUUAAAAUGUAACUUGUAGUAAUUAACAUGAAUACCUAAUCUAUGGAGGUUAAGCCAAACCCCUUUGCUCUACUUAUGCGUGCGAUAUGGUCAUAAGUUGGAGAAUCAAGACUUUGUGAGACUCCAGAGUUAUUGUUGUUUGUGUGUGGAUCUUCAAGGCCAAACUAUCCAAUAUACAGCCAAAUGUUAUUUUUUCCAUUGUAAAUCACUGUCAUGGUGCACAAUUAUGCUACUACAAUUGAAUACUGCUGUGUGUUCAUAUUCACACUGUUACUUUGGACAGUUUUCAUAUUGUUCUGUCAACAGAAUUAUAUUUUCUCAGCUUAUGUAUUUGUGUAUUUUCACAAAGGAGAAUUAAACUCUGCAAGUUAGUGCUUCAUGAGUCUUACUCACGGAAAAAAAUGAUUUUUGUGGAGAAUAAAGUGAAGUAUACAUGGAAAAACUUCAAGUGAACUAUGUUACAGCAGAAGCCUGUUAACUACUGGUGCUGAACAGCACAAACUCACAAGCAGAAUGGAAAAGGCAGUCUCCAAACUGCUUCAAUGCUUUGAGGACCAGCCAAGUACUGGCAAAAGAAAGCUGUAAAUCUUAUAAACAAUCAGAAUGGCAUAUUGUAUUCUCUUAAUGUAACUCAUUUACCUUAAAAUAAAG